This is a messenger RNA of Megalobrama amblycephala (Wuchang bream), 1490 nucleotides long. It is a transcript of the gene ankrd46b, whose product is annotated as ankyrin repeat domain 46b. The transcript has 4 exons. Gene Ontology annotation, molecular function: protein binding. The record is from RefSeq and is a predicted model, not a curated record. Lineage: Eukaryota; Metazoa; Chordata; Actinopteri; Cypriniformes; Xenocyprididae. The coding region runs from base 168 to 854 and encodes 228 amino acids.
CCCACAGCAGUAGAGGGCGCUGUGAGCUUCCCCACCGCAGCAGCUGUAGAAACUCAAACAACACACACAGACAGACAUAAGCGACGGGACAGCAAACACAACACAUUUCUCCUUUGAUACUGCUGCACAAAACAGUUACGCUGGAAUUUUCGGAGACCGACUCGGACAUGUCAUAUGUCUUCAUCAAUGACUCGUCGCAGACCAGUGUACCGUUACUGCAGGCUUGUAUUGAUGGGGACUUGAGUUUCGCUAGGCGUCUGCUGGAGACCGGCUGCGACCCCAACAUCCGUGAUCACAGGGGCCGCACGGGUCUGCAUCUGGCAGCGGCACGAGGUAAUGUGGACAUCUGCCGCUUCCUACACAAGUUCGGCGCAGACCUGCUGGCCACCGACUAUCAGGGCAACACUGCACUGCACCUGUGUGGACAUGUGGAUACGAUUCAGUUCCUGGUGUCCAAUGGUCUCAAAAUUGAUAUUUGUAACCACAAUGGGUCGACCCCACUGGUCCUGGCUAAGAGGAGAGGUGUAAAUAAAGAUGCCAUUCGGCUCCUGGAAGGGCUGGAAGAGCAAGAGGUCAAGGGCUUCAACAGAGGAGCCCACUCCAAACUAGAAGCCAUGCAGAUGGCUGAGAGCGAGAGUGCGAUGGAGAGCCAUUCGCUGCUCAAUCCAAACCUGCAGAACAGCGAGGGUGUUCUGUCCAGCUUUCGCUCCACCUGGCAGGAGUUUGUGGAGGACUUGGGCUUCUGGAGGGUCCUGCUGCUGCUGGUGGUCAUCGCCCUUCUUUCUCUGGGCAUUGCUUACUAUGUUAGUGGCGUACUGCCAUUUUCUGCAAGUCAGCUGGAGUUGGUCCACUGAGGGCCAGAUUGUGUUAUAUCCCGGGACCUGACCAGUCAAGCUUUGAAGUAAAGGGAGGUUUGAGUGGACUCUGAAGGUACACUGAAGGUUCCUCAUAGUACAAGAUUAGGUCUAAUGUGAAGUUUAGAAACGAUCUUGUCAUUCUCACAGGUGAGGGCGAGUGGAGGCGUUCACUUGAUGAUGGCUGCACUAUGAAGGAAGACUGAAAGGUAAAGGUUCAGGUAUUUAUGGGGGAAAAUGUUCGAAGUUUCUUAAAUACACCCCAAGAGAUGUAAACCCAUUUCUCACAGAUUUUCCCAUGAUCACUGAACACGGCCAGUUGGUUGAACAGUAGACGUAUACACUUGUAAUAUCUCAAUGGUGAUGUAAACAACAUUAGAUUGCUGUUGUAGGUUAGAUCAGGCAUGAUGUUUACAUCCUAGUAUUUGCUUAUUUUCCUUUUCCAUCACCUUAAUUUUUGUCUAUAUAUGAAGUCUUUGUUGUGGAAGUAUGACAAUAGACCAAACACUACAUACAUAUGCCUAUUUACAUAUCUGUGAUUAAUUUGUUUGAUUUACAUUGUUACAUACAGUAGAAUAUUGUUUUAAACUAAUGGUCUGUAAAAUGUUACAUAAACUAAUAAAUGCACAUCAAGAA